UGAAGAACAUACCUUUCUUUUCUGAACUUUAUUUUCACAAUACAAAUACUGAACCAUUUUGGUAUGAAUACAUAGGUUUUGGCGCUUCAGUGGAUAAGAUUGUCUGUGGUCCUUAGGCUAAAACAUUUGGAGACUACUACGUGCUAAUGGUUACUCUAUGAAAAGAUCUGCAGCAGGUGAUGGUGCGGUAAUAGCAGAUCAGGUGCAAUGCUGCUCAGCGAUGUCCGGCCAGCUUACAGCGCUUAUAGCAGCGAUAUUAUGGCUCCAGGCCACGGCGGUGCCGGCGGGCAACCACACCUGCACAGGCGUUAUCAAACACCCAGUGAACGUGCUAGUGAAUGUCACCGAACCAGUUACUUUCCGCAGCUAUACCUGGUGCCUCAGGGUCCCUCCUCGCUGCUCCAAGUACACAGUCCAGCUCAAGGAUAGGGUAAAGCUACACGUGGAGAUGCACAACAAGACGAUCACCGUUUGCUGCGAAGGCUACGUGGAGAUGGAGGGGCGGUGCGUGCCCGCGUGCCCCCCUGGGGCCGACUGCCCCUUCAUGAGGUGCAACCGGACCAACCACUGCCACUGCACUCCGGGGUACACCGGCCUCUACUGCAACGAGGCUUGCCCACGAGGGCUUUGGGGAAAAGACUGCAAGCGGCCCUGCGACUGCCCGUCGGGAUACACCUGCCACCAUCUGACGGGAGACUGUUUUGUUGACGACAGACCACCAAGGAGAACAACCACGCCCACAACAACAACAACAACCACCACCAUAACCAGACCAACAACAACCACCACCACUCCAACAACGGAAGGUACAACUUUAGAGACCGUGAAAACUCCCCACUUCAGGUUCCCUCCCCCUCCAUGGGUCGAAUCAGCGGCCGAUAGCAAGAAGACCACGACGCGCCAAGUGAAGAAAGAUGAAUCUCCACCAACGAAAGAGAUGGACGUUAUACAAGAAAUUUUAGACGUGACUACGAUAAAAUCUCAACUAGAAAUUUCUCUACCCACUCUAGCAACAGUGCUGAAUAAAACAAGUGUCGAAAGACCUACAAGCAUUGAACUUUUUCCCCCGCUAUGGAACGAGGAAAAAGUGAACAAGAAAGUUGUAGACGGUAGUACAAAUUUUAAAGAGUUAGAAACGGUUGAAGAAGUUCCAAUAAAGCCGCUGUUACCGACUAUUGUCCUAUCAACGUCUACAGAAAAAGAUGAAUCACUAAUAAAUGAAGAAAACGUAAUAAAGAAAAAUCCAACAUUAUCAAAAGUAAUAACUACACCCAUUCCUACUAGUCCAACGUCAGAAUAUCCAAAUACUUCACAACUUCAUACUGUUACUAUCGAAACAAUAUUGCCAAUUGAUUUUACAGCUAAUAACCAAAAUCAUACCGAACACUCGCCAAUAGACACCAUGGUUCACACACCUGCUCUUUUCGUCACUAGAGCUACAACUAAAUUACCGGACAUUGUAACACAGAGACCCAUCAUAGCUACAGACGCUGUUACAACCCAACAAAUUUUGUAUAGCACGAAACCAGAACAAGGUACUAUCAAAAAUGAUAUCCAAAAGGAAAUAUUUACUACUCCAAUCAGUUAUCAUACAAUAGAAAGUGCUGUGCUAACUACCACUCACGAAAACAUUUCUAGUCUGGAAAAGAAGUCAACAAUAAAUCCACUUGUUUUUCAUUCUAAUGAAUCUCCAAGCACGACAAUUACGACAUCGAAGAAUGAAGAAAUCAUAAAAGAAAAGGAACCUGUGUUAGACAACCAAUAUCAAACAACAACGCCUAUUUUUAUUAAUCCAACGAAAUCAAUUCAUUUGGAAGAAAAACACUUUACAAGUACAUUUUCAGAUCCUGAGACAUCACCAGAAACGAUUGUUUUAAAAACCGAAAACACUCCUGCAAGUUCUACGUUAAAUAAUAAGUUUCCAUUUAUUCUCUUACAAGGAUUCAGUCUGCCACCAUUGCCAUCUACAACAAUUACUUCGUCCUCGAGUAUUCCAAAUCACGAAACCACAAAUAGUUAUCCGGUUUCAACAACACCUACAUCAUCAGCUACAUAUAAUCAAAUUACCUCAAAAAAAUCACGAUUUUCUUUCCCUCCUUUGGUAAAUUUAACCACUGUAGCUUCAACAACUUCAAAUUGGUUAACAACGCCACUAGAUUUGACAACAACUCAUGCUACUUCUACAACCAUUAAAUCUACCAUAACCUAUACAACAACUACUGAAUCACCUACAAUCACUACAUUAAACGCAAGCUCGCCAUUAGCGUUUUCGAGAACAAAGAGUCCUUCGAGCUUUGCAGCAACAAUGAUUCCUGUAGCAAACACUACUCCUUCAACAGCUCCAACUACCACAACUCCUGUAACCUUAGCGGUAACUACUACCACUGAACCAACAACGGUUACUCCAUUGAAGACAGACCCCUCAACAACUGUUACUCCAUUGAAGACAGACCCCUCAACAACUGUUACUCCAUUGAAGACAGACCCCUCAACGACUGCGACGACAUUGAUGACAUCGACUUUUGCAGUUUCUAAAGAAAUAUUUGCAGAAGGAAAUAACGAUGACACGAGUAAACCUCAAAUUGAAGAAACAGUACCAAUACCUACAUUGGCAACAGAUAUUAUUAAGGAUUUCAAUGCACAUAAAAAACUGAAACCUGAUGAGGCAUAUAGUAUCUAUUCAGGCCAAGAUAAGCCUAAAAAGAAACACGAAAAAAUUAAACCUAAAAAUGUAAACGCAAAAGAGUUUCCUUCUAUAUAUCAAACCAAGACUGAAAAGAAUGACGAAAAUGCAAUGCAACAAACGACUAAAAUAUCUCUUAGGAGUAUUCUACAAGCUGAAACGUUUAUAAAUAAGAUCAUAACGACUAAAGCGUCUAGGCCUACAAAAACACAGCCAACGCCAGACUUCAUUGAUAUAAAUUUUGUUACUGAUGAAAGACCUUUCAUAGAAACUGUAAGCGUUGCACCCACGCAAUCAAAACCAAAUCAGAUAUGGCAUGCACUCAAGAAACAGAAUUUUUCUUCCAAUAGCGGAUUGAAAGUGCAGGAAGCAUUGGGCAUUUUGAAAGAGCCAUCUGAAAUUUCAGAAUCGGGUUUCGUCACAACUGAAAUGAAUAGAGUCAUGGAAUCGAAUACAAUUGACUAUCGGCAGAGUUCUGAGGAACCAAUGAAGAAAGUGCUGGCACAAGAGGAGGAGACCAAUUACUCACUCAUCUUCAACAAGAUCAAAUUCAACAUGACAGAGAGCAUCGCGGCCGGAGUCAAGUUGUCCAGAGAGGAGAGCUCCUACUUCCACCUCCCGAUGAUCCUCGUUUUAGGGAUAGCGUUGGUGACACUCCUCCUGCUCACCUUGACCCUCUGGGUGUACCUCAAACGGCGGCGGCAGCGAGCUGAACCAUUUCCUCCUUGCAUAAUGGCAUACGCAAUGGAAGAAACACAACCGAUGGAUUGUGACAGCUACGAUCAGGCAUUCUUCUGCCCUACAUUUACCAACAUCUAUGCGGAAAAAAUUAACCGAGAACUGCGGGAACUGCAUUAUGACCACCCGAGGAGCAGCCAACCGGAGCCACUCUACGCUGAGAUUUUUAACUGACUUCAAAUAAAUAUCGAUUUAUGUAUUAUUUUGUAUGCAAUGGAAAUGUAUUUUUAGAAAUGUAAUUAUUUCAUAAUGUUUGUAAUAAAUGUUUUUUUUUAAUAACAA
Molecule: messenger RNA, 3703 nt
Organism: Nezara viridula (southern green stink bug)
Lineage: Eukaryota; Metazoa; Arthropoda; Insecta; Hemiptera; Pentatomidae
Source: the annotation of a GenBank genome assembly